This is a messenger RNA of Pseudozyma hubeiensis SY62, 768 nucleotides long. RefSeq lists its product as hypothetical. Gene Ontology annotation, biological process: mRNA processing. Gene Ontology annotation, cellular component: mitochondrion. The record is from RefSeq and is a predicted model, not a curated record. The transcript has a single exon. Lineage: Eukaryota; Fungi; Basidiomycota; Ustilaginomycetes; Ustilaginales; Ustilaginaceae. The coding region runs from base 1 to 768 and encodes 255 amino acids.
AUGCGCACGAUUGCGCCUGAGCGCUUCAACGAGCUCGUCGACGGUCUUGCUGGGAUCGAAGCCGAAAAGCAAGUAGCUUCAAACGACGACGCAGCGACACGCUGGCUCGUCUCGAGCUUCCACCCUGAAUCGGAUCGCGUCGCUGUCGAAUCCGCCAAGCUGGAAGAAGAAGAUCGCAUCAGGGAAGAGGAGGAGGAAGCCGUGCAGAACGCCAUGGAUCGUGGCGAGGAUCCCGAGACGGCACGCAAGCUCGGCGCUGAAGCCGACCUGAUCAUCCUUGGCGAGCCGCACGGUCCGUCUGCCAACUGGUCGCGUGGUGUAGCCACCUACCUCGCCGAGAAGGGCCGUGCUUACGAAGCGCCUCCUGCGCCCUCUGCCGAAGGAGCCAUCGAAGCCGCUGAGCAGUUGGAGGCACCUCACGUCGCCAACAGCGUCUUUUUCACGGACGACGACCCGAACCUGAUGCUCUCGCAUGCUCUGGUGCAGUCGACGCUGCCUCUUGCGCUCAAGUGGGACAAGCUGGUCGCCCAGAUGGAUGCCGUCGCGCUCGACGACCCGGCACGGGCCGACGCGGUGGUCGACACCACGAAGCUCGACGCCGAGCUGGAUACGGUGCGCGGCAAGAGGGUCAAGGUAAGCCCGCUGCUCGAGGCACACAACAUCCUGAUGGACAGUGUGAGGAGGAAGAGGAGAAAGAAGAUCAGAAAGCACAAGUACAAGAAGUUGCGCAAGACGCAGCGUGCUGAGCGACAGAGGAUGAAGAAGUAG